AUGCCCCCUUCUCUUGCCCUGAUCCCUCAGUAUAGUCUUCUUGUACAUUUUGGUCUGCUGCAUAUACGAGCUGUCAGAUGGAAAUCCUUCAGUCCUAAGACCUUUGUGUUGGCAGCAAUAAAUAUAACUGAUUCCGAUGCAAGUUCUGCUGUGCUGCAGGUAAAUUAUGGAAGCAGACAGGUGACAGCUUGUUCAGAUGAGUCAUUUGUCCUCAUUUAUCCUGCAUCAUCAGAAGGCAAGGUGUAUACAGAAUGUCAAUAUGAUUUGGCAUUUGGGAAUGGAAACAUUUCCAGGAAGGGAAGAGCAAUCCUGUGCUCACAUAUACCAGUUCCAGAAACACGUUGCUUCUAUGUAGAGGCAGCAGUUGCCAAAUCCAAUGGCAGCUUAUUGGAGGAGAGGGGAGAGGAAAGACACAUGCAACCAGAAAUGGCAGAAAAAUAA
This is a messenger RNA of Podarcis lilfordi (Lilford's wall lizard), 441 nucleotides long. NCBI's taxonomy places the organism in Eukaryota, Metazoa, Chordata, Lepidosauria, Squamata, Lacertidae. The record is from the annotation of a GenBank genome assembly.